Molecule: messenger RNA, 1726 nt
Organism: Wyeomyia smithii (pitcher-plant mosquito)
Lineage: Eukaryota; Metazoa; Arthropoda; Insecta; Diptera; Culicidae
Product: putative serine protease K12H4.7
Exons: 2
Coding region: 54-1562 (502 amino acids)
Biological process (GO): proteolysis
Molecular function (GO): serine-type exopeptidase activity; dipeptidyl-peptidase activity
Source: RefSeq, a predicted model, not a curated record
AAUCGACUGCCAAUACUGUAGAUUUCACCCAACAGUCGAAGCAACAAGACGCAAUGGUGAACAAACGAGCACUAGUGGGCCUGCUCUUUGCGGCCGUAGCCGCUCUAGCGGCAGCAAAACCUGCACCAAAGGUUGCCCCCUUCGUACAAAAGCUCCUCGACAUUUUCCCAGUGCCUAAGGUCCCGGAAGGGUACGUGUCGACUAAUCCCCACACGAUUGGAAGCACAUUCCGCACUCGGGUUGAUCAUUUCAACCCGCAGGAUCGCGCCACGUUCGAGUUUGGCUAUUUUUCCAACGAUGAAUACUACCAACCUGGAGGACCGAUCUUCAUCUUCCUCGGUGGAAACUGGCCGCUCGGGCAGUACUAUAUUGAGCACGGACAUUUCCACGAUAUCGCCAGUUACGAGCAUGGUUGGCUAUUCACCAACGAACAUCGCUACUACGGAGACAGUGUUCCAACGGAAGACCUAUCGGUUGAAAACCUUCAAUUCCUAACCGUCGAGCAGGCUUUGGUGGACGUGGCGGAAUGGAUUGUUCAUUUGCGCCAGAAUGUGGUUCAGGAUGAGAACGCACGUGUCAUCCUGGCUGGAACCGGUUAUGCUGGAGCUGUUGCGACCUGGAUGCGUCAUCGUUAUCCUCACCUGGUGGACGGUGCCUGGGUUUCAAGCGGACAGGUCGAUGCCCGGUUCAACUUUAAGGAGUUCGCGUUCGAAAUCGGUGAGGUGAUUCGUGAAUUCGGCGGAGAUGACUGCUUCGGAACGAUUUGGCGUGGAUUCCGUACCGGAGAGGCUCUUUUCGAUGCUGGAUUGGGUGAAACCGUUACCGAUCUGUUCAACACUUGCGCACCGGUUGACAUGGAGAACAUGUUGGAUGUGGAAACGUUCUUCUAUAACGUUAAGGCAAGCAUUCAGGAGGAUAUUUUGCAAGCACCGCAGAGAACUCAAUCCACCGAAGAAGUGUGCCACCAGUUGGGAAACAGUACUGCUCAAACCGACUUAAAUGUUCUUGCCGAAUAUGUUGGCCAGCGUUAUGCCGAUCUGCCAUGCUUGCCCUUCGACUUUGCCACAACCGUCGAGGCUCACCAGAACGUGGAAAAUCAUUUCCCGGAAAACAAUAUUCUCGGUUUACGGCAACGCGUUUACCAGUUCUGUACGGAAUUCGGUUGGUUCCUGACGGCCGACUCGCCAGACCAGCCGUUCGGCUUCCGUGUAACUAUGAACUUUUUCCUGAACUUCUGCCGCGCGGUGUACGGAGAUUGGCUUACCAGCGAAGUCGUCGUCGAUGGGGUACAUCUGACCAAUAUACAUUUCGGUGGCAAAAAUCCUCACGUUACGAACAUUCUGUUCACGAAUGGAGCUCUGGACCCGAUAAGGGACAUUUCGAUUACCGAAUAUCAUCAGUCACAGUCCGGUGCAAUCGUCAUCCCUGGCUACUUUAACAGUCCAGAUUUGAACACGAUCAGCGGGUAUGAUUCGCCUGCGCUGCUCGAAGCCAAGCACGCAAUUCAGCUGUACAUCGCGACUUGGCUGGUGGAGGGUGUCACGCCGGUCGAGAGUAACUAGAUUUUAGCAUUUAAAGAAACAAUAUUAUAAGCUUUGUCAGAGCCCUUCUUGCUGCCUAUAAUUUUGCGGCUACAGUUGUAUUUAUUUGCCGAUGUCAUAGACCCAUGUAAUUUGCUGCACUAAUAAAUUGAAAUUCGCAUUUUCGCUUCAACUGAAAUAACAAA